ACUUGUCUUCCUACGUUGCAACGUGUUUCUUUUCACCAGAAUCUCAACUUUCCUCAAAAUUUUCUCUCGUUUUCUCGAGAAAAUCCAUGCGCCAAAUUCUUGAACUGAAACCACUGUUCAUAUAUUCUCUUACACGUUCAACAUAAAAUCAAAAUCGAUGAGACCGAUUCAACUUCCUGAACCACCAAGCCCUACCGCCCAUAGAGGUACGCCUGACAUCUUCGAAUCUGGAGUUCAUACUUUUGUCAGACGCGCCGUCGUUAUCGGAAACGGUUAUCCAUCUUCUGAGAAUCAGAGUAUCGGUUUGGUUCGCGCACUUGGUUUCUCCGAUAACUAUUUCUUAUAUCGGGUUACCAGGCCUAAAGGAGGAAUUAAUGAGUGGCUUCAUUGGCUUCCAGUCUCCCUCCAUAAGAAAAUAUAUUAUAUAGUAAGAACGGUCAGCGGUUAUUAUCUGCUACUGUUGAGAUCUCAAGAGAAGAAGCUUAUUAAGCCUUCAGAAAAUGGUGCCGGUGCAGGCUUGUUGGGUGUCUUAGAAGCCGAUGCAAAACAGAUAGUCAAUUUUGCUCAAGAAACUUAUGAGAAGGAGGGACCUUUGUUGGUGGUUGCAUGUGGAAGGGAUACAAUUUCUACCGCAAGUUCCAUAAAACGUUUAGCAUCUCAGAACGUUUUUGUCGUUCAGAUUCAACAUCCAAGAGUGCAUUUGAAUAGGUUUGACAUGGUGAUUACACCUAAGCAUGACUAUUAUCCUCUAACUCCACAAGGACAGGAACAAGUUCCCCGGCUUAUUCGAAGUUGGAUAACUCCACGUGAUCCUCCGGAUAGUCACGUGGUUCUCACGACUGGAGCACUACAUCAAUUAGAUUUCACUUCAAUACGCAGUGCUGCUGCGGCUUGGCAUGAUGAAUUUGCACAUGUUCCCAGGCCCUUGCUCGUUGUCAACAUUGGAGGACCAUCAAGUAACUGUCGAUAUGGUGGAGACCUUGCAAAGCAGUUAGUAGCAUCUUUGCUCAGUGUUCUUGCUAGUUGUGGGAGUGUUAGAAUAUCCUUUACAGAGAAGACUCCUCAAAAAGUGGCCAAAAUUAUAGUGAAAGAACUUGGAGAUAAUCCAAAAGUUUAUAUUUGGGAUGGGCAAGAACCUAACCCGCACAUGGGUAAUCUAGCUUGGGCUGACGCAUUUGUCAUCACAGCAGAUUCAGUUAGUAUGAUAAGUGAAGCUUGCAGCACUGGGAAGCCUGUCUAUGUUGUUGGGGCUGAGCGUUGCAAAUGGAAGUUCACUGAAUUUCACAAAUCAUUGAGAGAGCUUGGAGUUGUUCGGUCUUUUACAGGUUCUGAGGAUAUAUCGGAGAGUUGGAGCUAUCCACCCCUUAACGAUACUGCUGAUGCAGCUAAACGAAUCCGUGAAGCGCUUGCUGCCCGAGGAUGGAAGCUGAAGAUAUAGAAUGCAAUAUGAAGUUGAAGUUGAAGUUGCUACAAUACUUUUGUUCGAUUUUAUUUUUAAAUUAAAAGGGGUUACCAUUCAUUGUUUGAACAUAUUGCCAAGCAAAAUUCCACAAAUAGGAAAUACAGAGAUGUCUUUAUUCCUUUUCACAAUAGCAAUUUUUGAAGAUGUAAUGUGUGUAAUAUAAGUUAACUUUGAAAGAAUGAGGUAAAUAACAAAAUAAAAAUUGGAACAUCUUACUUCUAUUCAUAA
Trifolium pratense (red clover) is the source of this 1690-nucleotide messenger RNA. RefSeq names its product mitochondrial fission protein ELM1. The transcript has 10 exons. The record is from RefSeq and is a predicted model, not a curated record. NCBI's taxonomy places the organism in Eukaryota, Viridiplantae, Streptophyta, Magnoliopsida, Fabales, Fabaceae. Gene Ontology annotation, biological process: mitochondrial fission. The coding region runs from base 158 to 1438 and encodes 426 amino acids. Gene Ontology annotation, cellular component: mitochondrial outer membrane.